AUGAACGAGUUAUUACAGAAACACGGCUGUUCAAACGUAUUUAGUGUUCCCGAGGGCUUGAAGGAGCUGAUGUCGGACAUCUCACGUGAAGUCCUGCGGGAACAACCGUCCAGAGUGUUUGACUUCAUCGCAAACUACCUAUCAGUUCUCUUAAUAACGCGGGAAGAUGGUGUGAUGGCUGUCAAAAUUCUUGAUGAUCUGUGCGACUGUCGACCGUCAGUGUCACAACAUCUAUUGCAGCUGGGACUGGCAGAUGCACAAGCGAAAGAAUUAGCGCAGAUUAUAAAAGAAGAGAUCGAGGUGUUUGAACCUGUUGAGGGAAAAGAAAAAAUAAAAGAGAUGCAGAUUAUGAAGAAAAUAUUAACAAGAUCCGCCUUGGACGAAGCGAUGGCGUCCCAAGUGUGCCAAGUCGCUAGAAACGCUUAUCGUGAUUAUUGGUAUCGAAAGAAGACAUUAGAAAAGUCUUUAAAAAAUCGUCCCGAAGAGCCGUGGGAGAUUGCAGCGGAACGCACUUUGGAAAUAUAUAAACGUACAAAACCUUCAUUCACCGAGAUGAACAGAGCUGCACAAAGGAUACAAGCGGCAUAUAGAGGUUAUCACUUGCGGAGAAAUCUUCUCAGUCACUUGAAGCGUAAGCCUAAAAAAUCUGGACCGAAAGUGAACCUGCCGGGACCUCCGCAGGAUAUCUCCGGUUCUAGAAAUAUCGAGCUGGGACCUGUCAUUAAAAUAAAAGUGCCCAAGGACGACGUUCAUGCAAUGUUCGGUGAGCACGCUACGAAGAAGUUAGGUCUGCCCUACGACCCAAUGUUAACCAUCACCCAUGUGGUUGAUGAUGAUGAUGAUGAAAUUGAUCUUUCUGUGGGACGUUUGAGCACGAUCUCGGAUCGGCCACGGGAGAGCCGCUUGCCUAGUGCCGCGCCUAGCACUAUUUCUGAAGGAAGUUAG
Messenger RNA from Zerene cesonia (dogface butterfly), 945 nucleotides. RefSeq lists its product as uncharacterized. Gene Ontology annotation, molecular function: calmodulin binding. The record is from RefSeq and is a predicted model, not a curated record. Lineage: Eukaryota; Metazoa; Arthropoda; Insecta; Lepidoptera; Pieridae. The transcript has 7 exons. Bases 1 to 945 code for a protein of 314 amino acids.